Messenger RNA from Pocillopora damicornis (cauliflower coral), 3143 nucleotides. Its product is annotated as cell division cycle protein 27 homolog. The record is from RefSeq and is a predicted model, not a curated record. Lineage: Eukaryota; Metazoa; Cnidaria; Anthozoa; Scleractinia; Pocilloporidae. Gene Ontology annotation, biological process: anaphase-promoting complex-dependent catabolic process; metaphase/anaphase transition of mitotic cell cycle; protein ubiquitination. Gene Ontology annotation, cellular component: anaphase-promoting complex; cytoplasm. Gene Ontology annotation, molecular function: protein binding.
UCAGCGCCGAAUUCAAGUUGGAAUGCUCAAUCGAGCAGUUCUCAACGUUUCACUGGAGUUUUAGCGGAAAAUUUAGAAAGUUAAGCUCCGUUUUUAUGGAUUAUGGUCUGCGAGGAACCGAUAAGGGCAUCUAUAUGGCAUGCUUUGGGUCAUUAUGCCUAUGAAGAUGCAAUCUUCCUUGCUGAACGACUUUUUGCAGAAGUUGGCUCUGAUGAUACUUUGUACCUUCUGGCAACAUGUUUUUAUCAAGCUGGUUACUGUAAGAGAGCAUACUCUUUGCUCCAAAGCAAAGGCUGUCCAACUCCGCUCUGUCGAUUUCUUUUUGCAAAAUGCUGCAUGGAAUUAGACAAACUGGCAGAAGGUGAAAUGGCCCUGACUGGAGGAUGCCUGACGAACAGCAAACCUCUAGAGACCAUUGCUUCUGAGUUUGGUUCUGCAGCAGGUUAUGGACUGGCUCUCUUGGGGCAAAUAUGCAGGAAAUCAGAACAGUUUGCAAGAGCGGCAGAAUGCUUUAAAAGUAGUUUGAAGUAUAAUCCGUUUUUAUGGAGCUCCUUUGAGAAUCUAUGUCAGCUAGGAGAGAAGCCAGAUGCAGCAGAUUAUUUUAAAUCAUCUUCUUGUCCCAAAAUCACGUCUUUCAUUUCAAACAGAGAACAUAUGACAAUAGGGUCCCCCACUGUUACCAUGGAUACAACAAGUCCAUCAGACAAUCAGCGACGAAAUGUUGACACAGUAUCCUCUGAAAAUCUCGACCCCUCACACAACAAAACUCUGCAGAACAUUAGCAUGUUAAUUUCAUCCAGACCUGGCUCUCUAGAUAUGUCUGGUAGCAGUUUCACUGUGCCAUCAUCUGCUGUUAGUGUCAGUGAAAAAAGAAUGCGUCAGAAGGUUGGAAGGAAUCUGUUAGGAGCUGCGCAGUCAGCAAGUCCCUUAACUCCGAGGACCGAAGACCAAAGAGUGCAAGAGUAGCGUCUCCUUCACAUAGAACUGCUGUUAGUAAUGUUGUGAGAAAGACUCGACGGCAAACCAGAAGUUCCACUCCUCAGCCAUUAGCUCCCUGUGUUGAGAAUGUGAUCCAAGAAGGGUCAUCUACACAACAAAGCAAUGAAGGGAGGGGUCAGGCAAAGUUGUCACCUGUCCAGGGUGGUAUGGAUGGGUUAAUGGCACUUUUGAAGCAAAUAGGACAGGCAUAUGUGCAUCUUAGUUCCUAUGAAUGCAAGCAGGCAUUGAAUGCCUUUUCGUCAUUGGCACCGCACCAUUACAACACAGGAUGGGUGUUGACUCAAGUUGGCCGGGCCCACUUUGAACUGGCGGAGUAUCAGCUGGCUGAGAAAGUUUUUGCCAAAGUGAGACAACUAGAACCGUACAGAAUUGAAGGAAUGGAAAUCUAUUCCACGACAUUAUGGCAUUUACAAAAUGAGGUGUCCCUCUCGGCUCUGGCGCAAGAAUUGGUAGAAACCCACCGUACCUCCCCUCAGGCUUGGUGCGCUACCGGCAAUUGCUUUAGUCUACAAAAAGAACAUGAUACUGCCAUCAAGUUUUUCCAGCGCGCCGUUCAGGUCAACUCAACUUUUACUUACGCUUACACGCUGCUGGGACACGAGUACGUUCUCACGGAAGAACUUGAUCGAGCCAUGUCGUGUUUCCGCCAGGCUGUCAGGACAGAUUCGCGGCACUAUAAUGCAUGGUAUGGAAUUGGUAUGAUAUAUUACAAACAGGAGAAGUUUAACUUAGCUGAAAUCCAUUUUAGAAAAGCUUUGUCAAUAAACCCAUCAAGUUCUGUGCUGUACUGUCAUGUCGGAGUGGUGCAACACGCAAUGAAGAAAUCUGAUGCCGCGCUUGUUACCAUCAACAAAGCCAUGAAUAUUGAUCCGAAGAAUCCGCUGUGCAAGUUUCAUCGCGCUUCAAUUUUAUUCUCAAUGGAUAAACAUAAGGAGGCGCUGGAAGAACUCGAGGAAUUAAGGAAAAUUGUGCCUCGAGAAGCUUUAGUUUACUUUUUACUUAGCAAGGUUUACAAAAAACUUGGGGAAAAUCACUUGGCACAGAUGAAUUUCUCGUGGGCGAUUGACUUGGAUCCGAAGGGUGCAAACAAUCAAAUUAAAGAAGCCAUUAACAAGCGAUAUCUCCCGGAUGAUGACGACACAACCAUGGGACUUGACACCGCUGAUACUAUGGAUCAAUCUGUGGGCGUAAACGAACUCUCUGACGAAGACGAGGAUUAGAUUGUAAACGAACCUAAAAGAGCUGCUUUUGAACUGUGGGUUGAAAUAUAGGGACUGUAUUUGAUUUUGAACAUUAGGAAAAUGAUUUUCAAAUGAAAUUUGCCUUCGAGCUUCAUUAAAAGAGAGUUAUGCUCCAGAAACUAAAUGAUUAAGUAUUAUUAAGUUUGCUAGUUGAUUGUCGUGUACACUUUGAAAUGUUGCGGAUGAAAACGAUAUGGUCUCUGGAGCAUACUUCUCCUUUUGAAAAUUUUUUUAACGCGGUUUUGCAUCAAUUGGAAUCUCCGUAUGUUUAUACGAAGCUUAUAGGAGCGAAACGACCCUGGAAAAUAUCAGGCUACUUGUUUCAUGGUACACUUUUUGUCACUGAGAUAUCUUCAUGAAGCAAUUUUCAACUGGUUGUCAUAAAGGAGCAAGCAGUUAUGCCAUUGACACAGAUAUCGAGAAAUUAUGAGUUUGAGAGUAAAAUUCUCAUUGUUUUAGUAUUUCUAAUCACUCUCGCUCUAAGUCGAUUAUUAUCUAGAGAAGUGAUGCUUGGGGAAAAUAUCCGGGAGAUUAGCCUCGAUGCGACGUGAAACGGUGGGGUAGGGAGGACUGGGCGACUUGCUCCAGUAUCACUCCUUGAUACAAGAGGUGGCUGCUUAUGGGGAAUUGUAUCGCUAGCUAACAGCAAGUAAAAGAAAUUAAACUAUUAAUUAGAUAUUGGAUGUUUUAUAAAGUAAUUAAUUUAGGUUUGAUAUCGGAAGAGAGACUUACGUCGCAUGUAUCAUAUAACAACAUGCAUCAAUUUAAUGUGUAUUUUUUAUGAUUGCAAUUCACAAUUUGUCGACUUUCGUCAUCAAUAACAAGUUGUUUACGCCAGCUUAAAUGCGGUACCAUUGUUAUUGAUUUAUCUCGUUGAUUAAAUUUGGACACAACUUGGUUAAA